ACCGUUUAAGUAUGAAACAAUAUUUGAAUCAGUUGAAUAAAAAAAUCAAUGAAAUAGUUAAACAAAGUAGAAAAGAAAUGUCGGAAAAUAAAAGAAACAAGUAUAGUUCUAUAAUAAUUUUAGAUGUCCAUCAUAGGGACAUUAUUGAAUCAUUUAUUAUAAACAAUGUGACCUUUGCAAAAUCAUUUGAAUGGGAAAGUGUAAUUAAAACAUAUUGGAUAAAAAGCAAGGACAAUUUAUACAUAUCACAGUGUUCAGGUUUUUUUGAUUAUGGAUAUGAAUUUAUGGGUUUAACCAAGAACAUUGUUAUAACCCCAUUAACUAAUCGUAUAUUCUUAACGUUCACACAAGCAUUAAUGAUGUGCUUAGGUGGUGCAACUCAUGGUCCUACUGGAACUGGUAAAACUGAAACUACUAUGGCUAUGGCAAAAAUGUUUGGCAAUAUAUGUAAAAUUAUCAACUGUAGUGAUGGGUUGGACCAUCAGACAUUUAGUCAUUUCUUAAAUGGAAUUUGCCAAAGUCGAAUUUGGGGAUUGUUUACUAAGUUCAGUAGAAUUUCUCAAAAAACAUUGUCUGUUAUAUCAACUUUACUAUUUUCCAUGAAAUGGGCACUAUUUGGGAACAAAAACGAAAAUAAUUUUCAUGAAUACGAUAUAAGUAUUAAUCCGAAAAUUGGUAUAUUCAUUACCAUGAAUAUUGAAGAAAUUAGUGUACAAAAAAAAGAGAUUGAUGAAAUAAUAAAAAGUCAUUUUAGACCAGUGAUUUGUCUUCUUCCAGAUUUUGAACAGAUAUGCUUCACUAUUUUAUAUUCUGAAGGAUUCUUGGAAGCUAAAGUGAGGUUUUAGAAGCUAUCUUUUCUUGAAUUUAAGAUGUAUGUAUAAAAAUCAAGAUCCUUAUUAAUUAUUUUUUUUAUUAGAUUUUAUCAAAGAAA
Molecule: messenger RNA, 931 nt
Organism: Acyrthosiphon pisum (pea aphid)
Lineage: Eukaryota; Metazoa; Arthropoda; Insecta; Hemiptera; Aphididae
Product: dynein heavy chain 10, axonemal-like
Exons: 5
Coding region: 12-845 (277 amino acids)
Biological process (GO): microtubule-based movement
Cellular component (GO): dynein complex
Molecular function (GO): dynein intermediate chain binding; dynein light intermediate chain binding; ATP binding
Source: RefSeq, a predicted model, not a curated record